Messenger RNA from Ceratina calcarata, 1287 nucleotides. RefSeq names its product ataxin-3. The transcript is spliced from 6 exons. Gene Ontology annotation, molecular function: cysteine-type deubiquitinase activity. Gene Ontology annotation, biological process: protein deubiquitination. The coding region runs from base 133 to 1143 and encodes 336 amino acids. Lineage: Eukaryota; Metazoa; Arthropoda; Insecta; Hymenoptera; Apidae. The record is from RefSeq and is a predicted model, not a curated record. Gene Ontology annotation, cellular component: nucleus.
GAUGUAUUUCUGGCUAUAACCAAAAAAUAUUUUUGUGGGUGACGUUUGAUCAUAGAAUCUUUUCGGAUUGUAUGAUUUGAUUGUUACUUAACAUUUAUGUAUCGCGCACUAACUUGAGGGAGCGUUGAGAAAAUGGAUACCAUAUUUCACGAGAAGCAAGAGGGAUUUUUAUGUGCACAACAUUGUUUAAAUGCACUUUUGCAAGGCCCAUAUUAUAAUGCAGUCGAUCUCGCUAGUUUGGCACACCAAAUGGACGAGGAGGAGAGGAUAAGAAUGGCAGAAUCUGGUGUUGACAGUGAGGAUUAUAAACUUUUCCUAGAGCAACCAUCAGGCAACAUGGACGAUAGUGGAUACUUUUCGGUACAAGUAAUCAGCAGUGCUUUAAAAGUUUGGGGAUUGGAACUAAUUCCAUACAGUAGUACAGAACCUGCAGCUAUAAUGGCACAGAAUGAUCCUUUACAGAUGAAAGCAUAUAUUUGUAACUACAAAGGUCAUUGGUUUACUAUAAGGAAAAUUGGAAAGCAGUGGUUCAACUUGAAUUCGGUGCUAAGCGGGCCAGAGCUUAUAUCAGAUACUUAUCUCUCGAUGUUUUUAGCCCAAUUAUUACAAGAAGGUUACUCUAUUUUUAUUGUUAUUGGUGCACUUCCUCAAUGUACUGCAGACGAUGUCCUCUCGAAGAAUCCGAUAGAACCGGUAAAGGGACAAACAUCGUUAACAAAACCACAAGGUAUGAGUAAUGUAACUUCGAAUACGUGUAGGCCUGUAUCUAGUAAAGAGAAGAUAUCGACAAAUAAGCCACAAGAGAAAAUAAUUCCUAUAAAACUGGAAAAGAACGAUGAGGAGGACGACGAGAACACAGAGUUACAGAGAGCCCUUCAGUUAAGCUUUGAGGAGAAUAAAAGGAACGACGUGGACAAGUACCUUAAGUUAAGUCUGGACUUUCACGAUUACAAUAAGAAAACAAAUGGAAGCGACGAUACGGACGAGGACGACGAUUUGAGAAGGGCGCUUCAAUUGAGUUUAGAAUGCGCCACGGCUCCUUCCACACCAGAAUCAGAAGACAUACAUUGGCGUCAAUUAAACCACUUUGGAACGUAUUCAAGGACAUCAAACGGGGAGACAUCGCAAAAACUGAAUAUUUAAUAAUAUGUGAAUGAAUAUUUUUAAUAUUAUUAAAAGAAUUUUAUUUGUAUAUUAUAAAUAACUAGUUACUUUGUGUAGUAUGGAUAAGUAUUGCAAAAAAAAUAAAUGUAUAAAUAAAAGAUCUGUACAUGUUAUAAGUUUUAA